Molecule: messenger RNA, 1347 nt
Organism: Trichomonas vaginalis G3
Lineage: Eukaryota; Parabasalia; Trichomonadida; Trichomonadidae
Product: protein kinase protein
Exons: 1
Coding region: 1-1347 (448 amino acids)
Molecular function (GO): protein binding
Source: RefSeq, a predicted model, not a curated record
AUGUCUGAGCAAGACAUUCACCCAAAUAGAUUCGGGGAACUUCGAAGUACUUAUAAAUACUACAUCGAUUCAUAUAAUGCAUUGUAUCAGCUGAAAACGGAAAAAGAAGAAGAAUUAAUCUCAAUUUACGAAAUGAUCAAAACAAACUUGAUUGAUUCAAAGAAAGUUCUUCCCAAAAAUAUUAUGGGAGAUAUUUUGAAAAUCAUUCCGUAUAAUAAUCGUUAUACAAAGUCAUAUUUAUCUCUUGCCAAACGUAUAUCUGACGAUUAUCAAGUCAAAGAUGUCAAACGCAGUUCAAUCAUUUCUAAUUUCUUGUUUUAUAAAGAAUAUGGUAUUAAAUUAGGCAAAUCUGAUGAAUUCGAAAAAAUUAAAUCACAAAAUUUCGAAAUUCAUUCAGAAGAUACAAUUUACAGAGCAAUAAUGUAUAAUGACAAAGAAAGAUUCAUCGCAUUCACGGAAAGAAAUGGAUUUAAUGAAGAUCAAAAACUUAAAAGCGAUUUAUAUCCAGAUGCAUAUUCUAAAGAAGGAUAUUCAUUGCUUGAAUUAUGUUGUUACCACGGAGCAAUUGAUUGUUUCAAGUUCUUAAGAACGAAAUUCAACUCAAAAAUAACUGAACGUUGUCUACAUUUCUCAUUUUUAGGUGGAAAUCCAGAGAUCAUGAGUGAAUGUUUGAAAUACAGAAGACCAUAUAAUAAAUGUAUGGAAUAUGCAAUUAUUUCAAACAACAUUGAUUUUGUUACAUUUUUGAUGAAUGAGUACGAUAUAGAGAUGUAUUUGGGUAAUUGUGUCAAAUUUAAUAAUCUUGAAUCAUUUUUAGUUAUUACUUCAUUAAAUUUUAAUAUCCCAUCUCUUUGUGAAUAUUUUCUAUCAAACGGUGCAGAUGUCAAUGAAAAAUCACAGGAUGGAUUCGAUAGUGCACCUAUUCAUUAUGCAGUAUGGAAUAAUAGUAUAGAAGAAGCUGAAAUUCUUAUUUCACAUAGUGCAAAUAUCAAUGAAAAGAAUGAUGAUGGAAAUACAGCUCUUCAUAUUGCAGUAGAAGAAAAUUGUAAAGAAAUAAUCAAUGUUCUUAUUUCACAUGGUGCAAAUAUCAAUGAAAAAAAUAAUGUUGGAGAAACUGCCCUUCAUUAUGCAGCACGUAGAAAUAAUAAAGAAAUAAUCGAAUUUCUUAUUUCACAAGGUGCAAACAUCAAUGAAAAAACGAGGAUGGAGGUACCGCUCUUCAUACUGCCGCAUUUUAUAACAGUAAAGAAGCAGCUGAAUUUCUUAUUUCACAUGGCGCAAAUAUCAAUGAAAAAAAUAAAUAUGGGAAAACCGCUCUAUAUAAGGCUGUAUUUAGUAAUAGUAUAG